Toxotes jaculatrix (banded archerfish) is the source of this 1302-nucleotide messenger RNA. RefSeq names its product C2 calcium-dependent domain-containing protein 4C-like. The coding region runs from base 1 to 1302 and encodes 433 amino acids. NCBI's taxonomy places the organism in Eukaryota, Metazoa, Chordata, Actinopteri, Toxotidae. The record is from RefSeq and is a predicted model, not a curated record. The transcript has 2 exons.
AUGUGGCUACUGGAGAAGCUCCGUAGCUCUGUGGAGAGUAGUGGGACACAGUCCCAGCCCCCGCAGACAACAGAGGCCAUUCCUGUCUCUGUUUAUGCCAACGUUCUCACUCCAGACAAAAUCCCUGAUUUCUUCAUUCCCCCUAAACUCAUCUGUUGUCCACCAGAUGAGUCUCUUCCCUCAGAGCCUCAGCUCUGCUCCACCCUGCGACCUUCCUCCUCUGAUCAUGCCAUCUGCAGCCAGAGCCCCAGGGCUCGGAGCAGCAAGAACCCCUGCAGCCCCCGCCUCUUUUCCCGCUUGGGGGGAGACACGCGCAAUCUGCAGAAGUCAGCCAACCGUCACAUCAUCCAAAUAGAGAGCGCUGAUGAGCCAGGUGCCGGAUCUGUGGACAGGGUCAGCAUUGAAGUCAACACUAAUGCAGACCCCCAGUCACAGACUGCAAUGUCUCUUCCAUAUGUUCCCAAAGCUCAGACCUCCUAUGGCUUUUCCACCCUGGUGGAGUCUCCUCACACCCGGCGCAAGGAGAGCCUGUUCCACAGCGACCCCAGCAGUCCGCUCACCUCCCCAAACUCACAGAGGCGCUCCCAAGGGGGAACUUUACUGGCUCCAGCUGACCCCAACCCCUACCGCUACUUCAGUGGUGGAGAGAGUGACACCUGCUCCUCAGCAGAGUCAUCCCCUUUUAACUCCCCUCUCCUGUCCCGCUCUGCCUCUCUCCUACGGUCCAUUACCCAGGAGACACAAGCCAAGGUGUCUCGUGCCAAGCGCUCCCUGGCACGCCACAGUUCUCUCUCCACUGAUGAAUGCAGCUCAGCAGACAACAGCCCCAACAUGCAGCGCCGUCGCAUGCGCUGCCCUCCCUCUCCUGCCUUCCGUGGAUGUAAAAGCAGUGGCAUGAGGGGCACUGCAACGCACCUCCUGCAGCGCGAACAUACCAUCAACCUCCACAAGGGGGGGACACUGAGGCUGAGCACUCAUUAUGAUCCAGAAGCAGCCCGGCUGAGGGUGCGUGUGCUCGCAGCUGAGGCCCUUUACGACAGGCAGACAGAUCUUAAAAGCAUUAACUGCUGUGUAGCACUCUACCUGAACCCCGGCAAGCAGCAGAAACAGAGGAGCACCAUCAUCAAGAACAGCAGGAAUCCGGUAUUCAACGAGGACUUUUUUUUUGACGCACUGCCCCAGGCACAAGUAAAGAGUCUGGCCAUGAAGAUAAAGGUAGUGAACAAAGGAACCAGUCUGAAGAGAGACGUGCUUCUAGGAGAAAGGGAGGUGCUGCUCAGUGAGCUGCUCGAAGGCCUCUAG